ACUGACCGGGGAGGAAAAGAAGGACGUUUAUUUAUAUAUAUAUAUUGAUUUCUGCAUGUUUCUAUGAAUGGAUGAUGCGACAACAGACCCAAACGUCGCCUGCAGGGCUGAAUGCCGGUGCUGGUGCGGAUGAGUCGACGCCGCGACGAGCGAAACGGCCACGCGCAGCCCAGGCGUGCGAUCGAUGCCGGCUGAAGAAGUAUAAAUGCGACGAGCUGUAUCCUUGUUCCCAAUGCAAGAAAAGCAAGAUCGACUGUAUUUACCAGGGUAACUAUCGGCAAUGGGAGAGCACUCGAUCUGCAAGCUAUGUGGUCGAUCUGGAAAGAAAAGUCGAUGAACUCAAUGCCAAACUUCGAACCGCCGGACCGGACGAAACCACCACCACCAAAACAACGACAACAACAACCACCACCCCUCCUGCUACGUAUACCCACAACGCUGUCUCCUACACCUCGACUUCCAUCUCACAGGCGGAAGCGACUGUUCCGGCUGGCGUGGAGGCGACGCCAACCUCGCUGCUGAGGACCGACUCGACGACGCCCCGCGAGCAGCCGGUCGAAUCGACGACGGAUGCGAUCACCGACGAGCUUAGCGAGCUGAAUCAUCACACAAACGGGAUCGAGUUCCAUGGGAGUACGUCGUCUGCUGCGUUUUUGGGCCAUCUGCAACGGUCGCGCGAGCCGAAACAACCUCCUAACAAUAGCGGAGGAGGAGCACUUUGGAAUACUGGCGCUGGUGCCGGCACUGGCCCUGGCCCUGGAAAUGGCACCAGCAUCAAUAUCAACACCGCCGCGCCUGAGACCUCAGCUGCAUCGUACUCGCUGAUUUCAACGCUGCAUAACCCGGCAUUCUCGCCGUCGAACACGGUUGAUGCUCCCGGCCGGGCUGCUACUGCUACUGCCGGUGUCUCUCACGAUCAGAACUACUACUUUGAACAGGCCCAUGUCUUUAUGAACGGCUAUUUCGAGAACAUCCAUUUCAUCCAUCCGCUUAUCGACAAGGAGGAUUUCCUGCUGCGCGCACAUGGCUUGUGGUUCAACCACUCGCAGCGGCCGGACGCCAGCUUCGUGGCUCUGUACCUGAGCGUGCUCUCUUUCGGGGCUCUUGUGCGGGUCUGGGACGAGGAGAAGAUCGCAGGGCUGGGUCGCUUCGAAUGGAGUCGCAAGCUCUUUGCGGAGGCGCAGCUGUAUCUCGAUUAUUUACGCUUCUCGAACGACCUGGAGACGGUCCAGUGUUUAUAUCUAAUGGCCAAAAUAUGCCAGAAUGAGCUGAAUCCUAACUUGGCUUAUAUGUACCUUGGGCUGGCCGUACGCACGUGUCUCUCUGCUGGAUUCAACCGUGAGAUCCGGAAUCCCAAAGAUCAGCGCUCGGGGUGGAUCUCCAAGACCUGGUGGGGACUAUUCUCACUAGAAAUAGAAAUGAGCUUCUCCGUUGGACGCCCCGAUACACUAGGCAUGGACGAGUAUCACAAUCGAGCUCUCCCAGCGCGAGACAAUUCCGAGUACGCCAUCAUCCCAUGGAUGGUCGACUUUGCCCAGAUCAUCCGCCGGGUCUCGGUGCAGGUCUACCACUCGCGGAUUGCCCUGCAUGAGAAGCUGCAGCUGGCCCUGCAGAUUGAAGAGGAGAUGGACCAGUGGCUAGUCAGACUGCCCGACAGGCUGAAGCCGGAUAUUCUCCACCUCCGGCUCUCUCGUGAUGCCCUGCGAGAUCCGAAAUGGGCUCGACGGCAGCGACUCGUAUUAGGGAUCCGAUAUUAUAAUGUGAAAAUGCUCCUCUUCCGGCCCUUCUUGAGCUACUUUUCUCGAAAACUACGACACACACCCGUCGAACUCGAGGAGACAAUCUCCAAAUGCCUAGAUGCGGCGAUGAAGACCAUCGAGGUCAUCUACGACAUCUACCGCAUCCAUACUUUUUUUCGCUGCUGGUGGUACAAUACUACAUACGUCAUGUUCGCAACAUCAACACUCCUCCUCCCCAUUUCGAAACUGGGAGUCUGCGACGAGACAGCCCCCUUCCUGCGCUCCAUCGAGAUGGCCGUCGACAUCCUUGACGCGAUGGAGGAGUCCGUCGUGGCCCGCAAAUCCGUCGAGAUCAUCAAACACUACCUGACUGAAUUCCAGCAUCCCACUGUUGAUGAUGAUAGUCAGUAUCAUAGUCAUACCCACCAUGAUAUUGUACCGCCGCGUAUCACUGCAGAGGGACAGGAACCGGCUGCCCCUGUGUUUGACUUGCCGGAAUGGGCGUAUGGAUUUGGGUUCCCUGAUUCCUCGUUUGAUGGGAUCGCAAGACUGUUCGAUGAUCUCCAGGGCCUUCCUGUGCUGGACAAUCCAUGAUACCAUUCAUCAUCUGUACUUCUCUAGCUAGUUAUAAUAACUAUUAUUCUAUAAAAAAUAAAGCCGGAUUCUCUUCCACGGCCU
Messenger RNA from Penicilliopsis zonata CBS 506.65, 2417 nucleotides. RefSeq lists its product as hypothetical. The coding region runs from base 75 to 2333 and encodes 752 amino acids. The record is from RefSeq and is a predicted model, not a curated record. Gene Ontology annotation, molecular function: RNA polymerase II cis-regulatory region sequence-specific DNA binding; DNA-binding transcription factor activity, RNA polymerase II-specific; zinc ion binding. NCBI's taxonomy places the organism in Eukaryota, Fungi, Ascomycota, Eurotiomycetes, Eurotiales, Aspergillaceae. Gene Ontology annotation, biological process: positive regulation of transcription from RNA polymerase II promoter by galactose; DNA-templated transcription. The transcript has 10 exons. Gene Ontology annotation, cellular component: nucleus.